This is a messenger RNA of Arabidopsis arenosa, 1366 nucleotides long. The record is from the annotation of a GenBank genome assembly. NCBI's taxonomy places the organism in Eukaryota, Viridiplantae, Streptophyta, Magnoliopsida, Brassicales, Brassicaceae.
GAGUUCAUCCAUUAGAGAAAGAAAAUUUCCAAAAAUGUUUCGAGUUAGCAAUUUCGUGGUUGGUCUAGCCAACACAUUGGUGAUGUUAGUGGGCGCAUCUGCCAUUGGUUAUUCGAUUUACAUGUUCGUUCACCAAGGCGUCACCGACUGUGAAUCUGCCAUUCGGAUACCACUUCUCACGACCGGGCUCAUCCUCUUCUUGGUGUCGUUACUCGGAGUGAUAGGAUCUUGUUUCAAGGAAAAUGUCGCAAUGGUUUCGUACUUGAUCAUAUUGUUUUCGGGCAUCGUUGCGUUGAUGGUUUUCUCCAUAUUUCUCUUCUUCGUGACUAACAAAGGAGCCGGUCGUGUGGUGUCCGGUCGAGGGUAUAAAGAGUACCGGACGGUGGAUUUCUCGACGUGGCUCAAUGGGUUCGUUGGUGGGAAGAGAUGGGUUGGGAUAAGGUCUUGUUUGGCUGAGGCUAACGUUUGUGAUGAUUUGAGUGAUGGUCGUGUUAGUCAGAUCGCUGAUGCGUUUUAUCACAAGAACUUGUCUCCCAUCCAGUCAGGUUGUUGUAAGCCACCGUCGGAUUGCAACUUCGAGUUCAGAAAUGCGACGUUCUGGAUACCACCAACCAAAAACGAAACGGCGGUUGCAGCCGACAACGGGGACUGCGGUACGUGGAGCAACGUGCAAACGGAGUUAUGUUUCAACUGCAACGCAUGCAAAGCGGGUGUGUUAGCGAACAUAAGAGAGAAGUGGAGGAAUCUUCUUGUUUUCAACAUUUGUCUCCUCAUUCUCCUCAUCACCGUCUAUUCCUGCGGUUGCUGUGCUCGUCGUAACAAUCGGACGGCUAGGAAAAACGGAAGCUUAACAAUCCUAGAACUCGCGGCGCUUCUCCGGUCACUCGGCCUCAAACCUUCCGGCGACCAAAUCCAUGUUUUGUUAGCUACCAUGGACUCAAACGGCAAUGGUUUUGUCGAAUUCGAUGAGCUCGUUGGUACAAUUCUUCCUGAUCUGAACGAAGAGAUCCUAAUCAAUUCCGAGCAAUUACUCGAGAUUUUCAAAUCAUUUGAUAGGGACGGUAACGGGUUCAUCAGCGCAGCUGAGCUUGCUGGAGCGAUGGCAAAGAUGGGUCAACCAUUGACAUAUAAAGAACUAACGGAGAUGAUAAAAGAAGCAGAUACAAAUGGUGACGGUGUUAUAAGCUUUGGAGAAUUUGCUUCCAUUAUGGCAAAAUCUGCUGUUGAUUAUUUUGGAUUAAAAAUUAAUUCAUGAUCAUUCAAAUUCUUAUGCUUUUCUCAUUUAUUUUUAUAGAAUCGCAUUCAUAACAACAAGUCUUGAAGCUAGAUUGAUAGAAAAUUUGAUAUAUAAAUCAGAGAAAAUAGU